CGGGCUGUCAAGCAGCGGAGAAGGAAGGUGUGUUUAGUUUGUAGGUUUCGGGAGCGCAACCUCAUUCCUGCGGUGGCGUUUCUGUUGCUCGCUGUGAGCUCAAACCUGCUUUUUCUACCUGUUCAUUCACUCAUUUUUUUUGUUUUGUUUUUUACACGGAUAAACGCUUUUGCGAUAAAAACCGUUUAUGGUCUUGGCUGAAGAUUUCACCAUGUCUCGCACUGACGAGGUUCAUCGCUUUACGGAAAAUGUUUAUAAGACCAUCAUGGAGCAGUUCAACCCCUGCUUACGGAACUUUGUUGCCAUGGGGAAGAACUAUGAGAAGGCCCUUGCCAAUGUGACAUUUGCUGCAAAAGGCUACUUUGACGCCCUGGUACGAAUGGGUGAGCUGGCCAGUGAGAGUCAAGGAUCCAAAGAUUUGGGGGACGUUCUGUUCCAGAUGGCUGAGGUCCACAGACAGAUCCAAGUGCAGCUAGAGGAAAUGCUUAAAUGUUUCCAUAAUGAGCUGCUCUCUGAGCUUGAGAAGAAGGUGGAUCUAGAUGCUCGUUACUUGACUGCUGCCUUGAAAAAAUACCAGCUGGAACACAAGAGCAAAGGGGAAAGUCUGGAAAAAUGCCAGGGUGAACUGAAGAAGCUUCGAAGGAAGAGUCAAGGCAGUAAGAACCCUUCAAAGUAUGGAGAGAAGGAGAUGCAGUUUGUGGAGACCAUUAGCAAUAAGCAGACAGAGCUAGACACCUUCAUAGCUGAGGGCUACAAGACGGCCUUGUCAGAGGAACGCCGCAGAUACUGCUUCCUCGUGGACCGACAAUGUGCUGUGGCCAAAAACAGCAGCGCCUACCAUGGAAAGGGAAAAGACCUUUUGACCCAGAAGAUCCCAGUGUGGCAGCAGGCCUGCUCAGAUCCCAACAAACUGCCAGACAGAGCCAUGCUGCUGGCCCAGCAGAUGGGUUCUGCUGCUCUUGGAGGCACAAGUCCCCUGCACUCCUCCAAAUCCAAUCUGGUCAUCUCAGACCCCAUACCGGGGGCUCAGCCUCUUCCUGUUCCCCCGGAGCUGGCUGUUUUUAUGGGGAGUGGCCUCGGACACCCAGCGAGGCUGAUGGGCCCGGAUGGCAUGUCGAUGGUCAAUGGGACGACAGGAGUCCACGGCGAGGAAUACUGGACAGAUGGGGGUUCGAUGUCUGUGUCUCAAGUUAGGCCAGCAUCCCCUCAGACUCAGGCACAGGGCCAGUCCCAGGUCCAGCCCCAGAGACAGGUCAGCGACGUCUACUCCAACACCCUCCCUGUGCGUAGGCCUGCUCCUGCCAAGAAUAAAAACCCAGUGGGAGAGACACGGACUCUGCCCAGGUCCAGUUCCAUGGCAGCCGGACUGGAAAAGAACGGGCGCUCACGCGUCCAGGCCAUCUUCUCCCAUGCCGCAGGCGACAACAGUACCCUGCUAAGCUUCUCCGAGGGAGAUGUCAUCACCCUGCUAGUGCCUGAGGCUCGUGAUGGCUGGCACUAUGGAGAAAAUGAGAAGAACAAGAUGCGUGGCUGGUUCCCAUUCUCCUACACACGUGUGCUCCCUGAAAGUGAUGGCGACAAGCUCAAAGUGAAUUCCAGCCUCCAUCAUGGUAAAAGCAGCAGCACUGGGAACCUUCUAGAGAGCGACGGCUCACUGCCCACACCUGACUACGGUCUAACUGCCCGACUGUUGGCACAGAGCUUGGCACAGACCCGCCCACGGCCCUACAGCAUGGCAGGGUUCGCCCCACAGCCUGCCAUUGAGGAUUAUGACAGCCGCUUUGCCACAAGCGACCGGUCCCUCGAGUUCUUCCUCCGUCCCUCUUUCUCUGAUGAUCGGUCUGCACCCAUCUACUACUAGCAACCUGCCGCCGCCUUCUUUCCACUGAUGGGCACCUAUUCUAUGAGAGGAGAAAAGUAGCCAGGACUUGCAUGUUUUAUAUUUACCACAAGAGGGCCCAGAGGUGGGAUCGUCUCAACAUAUGGCUUGCUCAACCUCAAAUUUCUUCUUUUUAUUGAAAACUUCUUAGAAUCCAACAGCUUCAGCCACAAUUAAAUGUCUCUGCCUGAACUUUUAAAGGUGAUGGUUUAUAGAUUUAUUAAGUUACUUAGGUCACAGCUGUUCUGGAUAAGGUAAGGCUAGGAAGUUUUUUCUUUAUCUGCUUUCCUGUUAAAAUGUUAGUUUUUCUUAGUUUCAUCUUAGUUUUUCUUUAAUACUGUAAAUAUUUCUAGAGGAGUGGGAUCUGAAAGCAGGGCCACAGACCAAUUUGUCACUAUGCUUCAAUUUUGCUUCUUUUAGGUCAUUAUGAUUAUAUUUGUUAGUGGUGAUGCAGGACACCCAGACUUUCAAUCUCCUGUGCCUUCUCUGCUUCUUUGCUGGUUUUGUAAACAAAAAAAUGCUCUUAUUGUUCUAUUAAAUUGGUUUAAGGUUAAUUAUGUGCAGUGAAGUUCUGCCUGUGUUUUUUUUUUAUUUUUAUUUUUUAUUAUUAUUAAUCCUACCACUAUUCAUGGGAAUAUUUCAGUUUUUGUUUUUUGAUAUGAGGGCAAGCUUCUGUACAGCUACAAGUUCACAGUAAUACCCUAACAUAUUUUUUAAUUGCUAUUUUUUUCCUUAUAAUUUAAAUUUUAUUAAUUUUUAUUAAUAAUUCUGUAAAUGAUCAGGAUAUGGGGAAAAUCCUGACGAUCUUUCUUUUAUUUUUUAUUUUUCUUUUAGCUUUGAGGGAGUGGUAGAUAUUCAGAUAAGCUCCAGUAUUAUCUUUUCAGAUCUUUCAUUCUCAGUAUUACAGGGCACUCUGAUCUAAAACACAAACAUGUUUUAUAUAAAUUAGGAUGUGUGAAGAUGAAGACUAGAAAGAUUAAAAUCAAAGAAAGAAAUAUUGCUUGGAUGAAUGAGCAGCAGUGCUUUCCAAUAAGGCAUUGCGCUCUGAAUUAUGAGUUUGUUUUUAACAAAUGAGUCAUUUACACUGAUGUGAUCAUACUUGCAUCACAAUUAAAUGUCUUUUUUUAUUUUUAAA
Gambusia affinis (western mosquitofish) is the source of this 3014-nucleotide messenger RNA. It is a transcript of the gene baiap2a, whose product is annotated as BAR/IMD domain containing adaptor protein 2a. The transcript is spliced from 14 exons. Bases 188 to 1861 code for a protein of 557 amino acids. NCBI's taxonomy places the organism in Eukaryota, Metazoa, Chordata, Actinopteri, Cyprinodontiformes, Poeciliidae. Gene Ontology annotation, molecular function: protein binding; cytoskeletal adaptor activity. The record is from RefSeq and is a predicted model, not a curated record. Gene Ontology annotation, cellular component: nucleoplasm; cytosol. Gene Ontology annotation, biological process: positive regulation of actin filament polymerization; plasma membrane organization; actin filament bundle assembly.